AAAAAAAAAAAAAAAAAAAAAAAAAAAAAAUAACAGCAAGCGUGCCUCCGGGCGGGCGGAUCGUGGCCCGCUUGAGCUUGAGCUUGACGUGCAGAGAGAGCCGCGGAUGCCUAUUUCAGCACUAGGGUCGGGCCCAAGGUUCAAGCCCGCUCCCCAUAGCGUCCUUUGCCCGUGGAAUUGUCAAAAGACUGACGUCGAGGUCUGGCUCCUUCUACUGUGGCGGGCACGUCCGGCACAGGCCAAACAAAAAUCCCCUUUUUGUUCUCUUCCCUCGGACUGUCUCCUUUCUCGUCUUGCGGUAUGGGACUUCGUCCCAAGCCACAUUGGCUUUCCACCGGCAGCGCAGCACAGUAAUAAAUAUUCCACUUGACGCCACCCCGCCCGCCCCUCAGGCUUUUUAUACUCCCCUCACACAAAAGGAUGCCGUGUUCUAGACCGUAGUCGGCUCAUUCGCCUGCCCUCCAUCCCGCCCACCAAGCAGGUCGAGGCUUUUUGGACCCGUCCCUACGUGCAAUUAAGAAACUGCAUAUAUCUGUUCUUGGACCAACAACCGACAGAUUGCGUGCCCCCCUCCCUCCGGCCUACCCCUAGUCAUCAACCUAAUCAUCCGCGUACCUACUCCUAUCCUGCCGGCUUAUGAAAGGUGGUUUUAUUCCUGCUUUGAUCUUCAUUUAGACGCCAGCCCCUAUUUACACCUUGCAAGAAUGACGGCGCCCUACCCCCAGGUCGUCCUCUUCGGGGACUCUCUUUUCCAAUUCGCCAGUGACCUGAAAGGCGGCUUCUCGUUCGAGGCUGCUCUCCAAACAUACUGCAGCCGCCGCUAUGAUGUCGUCAACAGGGGAUUCUCCGGGUACAACACGUCUCAGGCCCUGAAGAUCCUGCCCCAGCUUUUCCCCGCCCUGCGGCCCUCGGGACCUAAGCUGGAAUAUCUGAUUGUGCUUCUCGGUGCCAACGACGCCGCUGUCACGGUUCCGGUCGACUGCCAACACGUCGACAUGGACAAGUACCGGGCAAACCUCAAGACGAUCAUCACCCACCCUAAUAUCACGGCUCACAAGCCCAAGAUCCUCCUGGUAACGCCGCCGCCAUUGGACGAGAUCCGCGUGGCCGAGCUGGACCUGGCGAACGGCCACCCGCACGUGCUGCGGCACGCCAAGGUCAGCGCGGCAUACUCGCAGACGGCCCGGGAGGUCGCCGCCGAGGUGCCCGGGACUGUGGCCGUCGACCUGUACCAAGAGAUUAUGGAUUAUGCCAUCACCAAGACGCCGGGGUUCGAUUCCAGCAGCGGGCUCCUCGGUGAUCCGACGACCGGCAAGCGCGGCUACCUGGAGCACUUGCUACCGGAUGGCCUCCACAUGAGUGGCGAGGCGUACCGCGUCUUUUUCGACGCCGUCGUGCCACACAUUAAGCCGCAAGACCCCAAGCAGCCACAGGCGGGAUGGACUUUUCCCGAAUGGAGAAAGGCACCGUGGCUCGAGAGCUGAUUUGGGGCAGGAAUAUGGUUGUGCACAGCCCCAGAAAGAAGUAAGGGAGCUGAGGAGGUGUCGGUGAACAUGGAGUCAACACGACAGAGUAAAGUCAAAGCCUUGUCGGUGCCCGCUGCACUGGCUUGGCACGUCCACCCCCAAACGAAAGUGCACACGACAGGUGAAGCGCCGGUAUAAAAAGAAGAAAUGAGACAUGGAAAAGACGUCAGAAAUAGGAAAUAUGACGCAUGGGAAGUCGAGCCGACACAGUAGAUUAGGUAUGGGCAGUAUAUGAAGUGUUGAAUGACAAUAAAUAUGGGAAAUAGGAACGAGGUAGAGACAGCUCCAGGACAGACAGGUCGAAGCUGAAGGAAGGCUCGACGCUGACGCUGACGGCAUACCCCGUGCGGGCUACAGUGUGAUGGCACAGUGAUUCUGGGUCCACCCAAUUGU
This is a messenger RNA of Gaeumannomyces tritici R3-111a-1, 1919 nucleotides long. RefSeq lists its product as hypothetical. The record is from RefSeq and is a predicted model, not a curated record. The transcript has 4 exons. Bases 705 to 1484 code for a protein of 259 amino acids. NCBI's taxonomy places the organism in Eukaryota, Fungi, Ascomycota, Sordariomycetes, Magnaporthales, Magnaporthaceae.